AGAAGCUUCAACAAUGGCAGACAUUACCCACCUUCCCAUGGAGCAGCUUCAGGACCUUGAGUACUGCAUCGACUCAAACCCUCCCUGGGCUGAAACCAUCCUUUUGGCAUUUCAAAAUUACAUACUGAUGCUUGGCACAAGUGUGUUGAUCCCUUCAAUAAUUGUCCCAGCUAUGGGAGGAAAUGCUGGUGAUAAAGCACAAGUGAUACAGACUUUACUCUUUGUUGCUGGCAUUAACACCCUUCUCCAAGCACUGUUCGGAACAAGAUUGCCUGCAGUUGUUGGAGGCUCUUUUGCUUAUAUAAUUCCAAUUGCUUAUAUAAUUAGUGACUCCUCGUUGCAACAGAUCAGUGAUAACCAUGAAAGAUUUAUACAAACAAUGCGAGCUAUACAAGGAGCUCUGAUUGUCGCCUCAAGUAUUCAGAUAAUCCUUGGUUACAGCCAAGUUUGGGGACUUUUUUCAAGAUUUUUUAGCCCUCUUGGCAUGGCACCUGUAAUUGGAUUGGUUGGAUUAGGACUAUUUCAACGUGGAUUUCCUCUGCUGGGGAACUGUGUAGAAAUUGGCAUACCGAUGCUGUUGUUGGUAAUUGGAUUGUCACAAUAUCUAAAGCACGUGAGACCAUUUCGAGAUAUCCCUAUCUUUGAACGCUUUCCAGUGCUGAUUUGUGUUACACUUAUAUGGAUCUACUCUGUUAUCCUGACUGCCAGUGGAGCUUACAAACAUAAACCUAACUCCACACAACGUAGUUGCCGUACAGAUAGAGCAAAUCUGAUAUCUACUGCCCCAUGGUUCAUGUUCCCAUACCCUCUUCAAUGGGGCCCCCCUACGUUUAAUGCUGGCCAUGCAUUUGCCACAAUGUCUGCUGUUAUUGUGUCAAUGGUGGAGUCAACUGCAGCUUACAAAGCAGCCUCUCGGUUGGCAAUUGCCACUCCACCUCCUGCUUAUGUGUUAAGUCGAGGCAUUGGUUGGCAAGGGAUUGGCAUCUUGCUCGAUGGUCUUUAUGGAACAGGGACUGGUUCUACAGUUUCUGUGGAAAAUGUGGGACUCCUCGGGCUAACCCGAGUUGGAAGUCGCAGAGUUGUUCAGAUUUCUGCUGGUUUUAUGAUAUUCUUCUCUACCUUAGGAAAGUUUGGAGCUGUGUUUGCAUCUAUACCCAUCCCCAUAUUCGCUGCACUGUACUGCAUUCUCUUUGGCCUUGUUGCUUCAGUGGGGUUAUCAUUUCUUCAGUUCACAAACAUGAAUUCGAUGAGAAACCUUAUCAUCACUGGGCUCACAUUAUUCCUUGGAAUAUCCAUUCCUCAAUUUUUCUCUGAGUAUUGGACUAAACGUGGAGGCCUUGUGAAUACAAAUGCUGGUUGGUUUAAUGCAUUCUUGAAUACCAUAUUCGCUUCACCGGCGACAGUGGGUUUGAUCGUGGCGGUGUUCCUUGACAACACGAUGGAGGUGGAAAGGUCAAAGAAAGACCGAGGGAUGCCGUGGUGGGUGAAGUUCAGAACAUUCAGGGGAGACAACAGAAACGAGGAGUUCUACACUCUGCCAUUCAAUCUCAACAGGUUUUUCCCUCCUACUUGAUGAUGUUGAUGCCAAAUCAAAGGCAAGGUGUUUGUAGGUCAGAGAGGUGAGAGAAGAGGAAUUCGUGAGAAAUGUAAGCAAAUGCAAUUUUUCGUUCACUAUCAUUCCAUUUUUUUGGGGGACCAUGUAAGCCUUGGUCCAGCAUAGGCUUGUAAAGCUUUUGGAACCCAAGCUUGGUAGAUUCAAUAAAAAUCAA
Messenger RNA from Neltuma alba, 1769 nucleotides. Its product is annotated as nucleobase-ascorbate transporter 1. The transcript is spliced from 14 exons. Gene Ontology annotation, cellular component: membrane. Gene Ontology annotation, biological process: transmembrane transport. Bases 14 to 1573 code for a protein of 519 amino acids. The record is from RefSeq and is a predicted model, not a curated record. Lineage: Eukaryota; Viridiplantae; Streptophyta; Magnoliopsida; Fabales; Fabaceae. Gene Ontology annotation, molecular function: transmembrane transporter activity.